AAGCAGUUAGUCAAGAUAGAGACAACAGAAAGUGGUCUUUUCCCCUAUGAAUCUCUCAAAGCUGCCAUUGCCUGGUGUAGACUCAAAUAAGUGAAACAUUUUGCAGAGGAUAGCAGGGAUAAGGAAAAAGAGAGAAUAGGGGAAUUCUAUCAGAUGGUUGUGAAACUAGAUUUUUUAAGUGAAAAGUUAAAGUUGAGCCUCUUGGACAAUUGCUGGGUGGGAAAUUUGGCUGGCUGAAUCAUUAAAAUCCCAGAACUAGAAUGGCACCAUUGUAUAAUAAACUGAAGCUCCUCUCUGAAUUUUUCCUCUCUUCACUGGAUUUAAGUGUGAAAGGUACAGACCAGGGAUCUGAGCAAGUUAAUUAACCUUGGGAGGCUGGUGAAAGGGUUAAAUUUGGUAGACAGUGUAACUGGUGAAACUCAUCUGCCAAAGUGUAGUGGUAUUAGAUAUGAUCUUGAAGUAGCUUGAACACAUUUUUAAAGCUUCCAGUUACUUUAAUUUAUGGAAGUCUUGACUAAAUCAAAAGACCCUCAGGAAUAUUUGCUCCUGAGGAGAAUGUUUCACUGAUGUGUGUUGCAGAAAACAUUGCAGCAGCAGUGUUAUAACUGGAUAAUUGAUUAGGCGUCCAAGCUCUAAUCAUUACAUCAAAUCAACCAAACCUUUAGUUGAUUAAUGAGGGGAAGCCAGUUUUAAUCAAUGGAACUUUUAAGGACUUACAUAUUUCCUUAUGGAGGCUGUUUUGGUUCUGGUGUGUUACUAGACUAGAGAAUGAAAAAGCUGUAAUGGAAGCAAGAGGCUCAGGAAAGUUUGUUUCUGCCCUUCCUUGCAUAACUGUCUUGUAGAGUAGGCCAGUUAUGGCUCAGCUGUCUGGUUUCCUCCUCUAUAACAUAAGUCAGGAGGGAGAUCUUGGGACCCUCACUCAAACACUUACAUGGGGAUUGCACAGAUGUCUUCUAAAAGUCAGAUAGGGAAAUGAAAAUGUCAACAGGACCCAGCAGGAUAUGGAAAACAAAAAGGAGCAUCUGUGGUUCUAAUUUAUCUCAUCCUAAACUUUCUACUUGGGAUCAGGUGAGUAGCAAGGAUGGUCAGUUGCAGGAUUAUCUGAUGGGGGUGGGAUGGAUCCUGAUGUGAGAGAACAAAGGCUACAUAGCACAGUCCAUUUAUUAGGGGCUCAGGACCCCAAUUUGGCAGGCAGUUCCCAGCAAACCAGAAGUGUGGCAUACUUGCCAGGCGAAGAUUAACACUCCACUGAGAUCAGAUGAAGGUGGACAGUUACUGCCCAGAUUCCUACCCCCACCCCAAUCUUUCUGUGACACAGUCUGAAUCAUUUUGUUGACGUAGGUUGUGUUUUGGCUCCCGCAAGGCAAAUGGAGCAGCAAGAAACCAGGCUUUUCCCUCACAGAAGCAAAUAUUAGAGAUGGCUUUUCCUUGUGACACUGACUGAUUGGUUUGUCUUUCACUUCCUAACUUAUAUCAGAAAGACAUCUAAAUUGGGGCUAUGCUAGUGUACAAAAUAUAUUCAAGUGUAGUUGGCUAUUACCAAUUCCUUAAAUCAUUUGGCAGCCCUGGCGUUUUACAUUGCAGCUUGGAUUUUCUUCCUUAACUGAACAACACCAAAAAUAUAAUUCUGGCUCAAUAAUAGACCAGGCAAUGCUGUGAAACUGAAAUGCUAUUUAAUUCCUUCUGUGUGAUUUGCUUAUAUAAGAGAAGUUAGAUACUUUGGGCAUUGAUUUCUAUAGUCAAACAUUAGGAUGGCAACGUUCACAUGCUGAUGAUCCCAGACUGAUUUGGUUAAUGCCCCCAAAUUAAAGUAUUUCUCCUUUUUUUAGACAAAUGCAAUUAAAUCAUGACAGGGCCAUUCACUGAUGUGCCUUGGAGCUUGUUACAAAUACAAUUGUGGUUUAGCGGACUCAAAUACUCCCUCCCAUCAGCAUGGAUUUAUUCUGCUUUUUCAAAGUUUGCUUUAGCUAGGAUUGUCUCAUUACCAUGAUUUCCAAAUCUACUUCAGGUCAUAGUUAAGAGGCUAGUCCUGGUCAACCCAGUACUCUUUUCAGGUGGAACUCACUGGAACCCCUCAGCCAUUGCCAUUAUAAGAGAACAAGGGACACGUUCAUGGUGAGUUCCAUCACCUCAUUUUCUAGAAAAUUAGCACAGGUAAACCACUAACUGUGGAAUGUUGUGCCUUGGCUCUCAGAAAUUCACCCGUUUUUGUCUGAGAUUAUCACUGUUAAUGAGAAUGCUGAUAUUUACUGUAAUGAAAUACAUUUUGUCUCAGAGGUUGCUAGAUUGUUCCAGACUUUGAUACUUCCUUUGUAUCCCACCACAACAUAUAAGAGCACCACAGCUGUGUUAACCCCAGAGCUAAUUUUUUUGAGGCUGUUUUAAUUUUUCUAUGACUCAAAGUCUGAAAUCAUCUACAUAUGCAGGAGAAUGAAGUGGUAAAGUAGACAAUACAACUUUGGACAGCAAGUGAGCAUUUAUGAAUGCUCCUCUGUAAGUAGAAAAUUAAGUAGAAAAUUAAUGUAUCAGCAGCUUCUGUCUAUGCUAGUUUUCUCUCAUAGGAACACAUUUUAAAAUGAGGUCCUCAACUGCAGACUGAAGUGGGAUGACGCAUUCUCCCACCUCGAGAUUCUGCCAUCUCUUUCUACUAGGUGUAUGGAACCUGCCUCAUUCAUUCAUUCAUUCCCUCCCAGGUGCUGACCUUUCUGAUUACUUCAAUUAUGGAUUCAAUGAGGAAACAUUGAAAGCCUAUUGUGAAAAGCAGCGCUGGUUUCUGCUUGGCUUGAAGUCAUCUGCCCCUGUCAGUGCUGAAAAGCAGAUCAAGGUUCAACAAGGAAGAACUAGAAAUUCAGAAAAAGAACCAGAUUUUAAAGCAGAUCUUACGGCCCCAGUAGGUGGGCAGGUGAAAGUCGGGUCGCCCCCAAACAGACUGGGUAAGAAUGCCCAAGUCCUUCCUGUGGAAGAUCUAAGGGCCAAGGGUCUAUAUACAGUGGAGCUUGGUGCAGUAUAUGACCUACGUGUUGCCAGGAAGCUAAGUGUGACCAUUGAUGUGAUAGGUGGAGAGCCAGGCACUAUUAAAAGAGUGGAAGGAAGGCGUCGUGAUAAGCAUGGCCCAGAGGAAAGCUCAAUUCAGGUACUUGGUGAUAAUGGGAGCAAGGCACAUCCCACAAAGUCACUGCAGCAACCAGGGCCACAACAGCUAUUGGUGCCACCCACGGGUCCUCCACCAUCAGUAGGUGGUUCACCUCCAUCUUGUUUUUUCCUUCCUUGGAUGCCAGUUAUUUCUUCCCCACCACUUUGCCAUCAUCCAGGUAUGCCACCCCCAGCUCCCGUUCCAGGUCUGUUUCCUCCACCUCAUGCUUCACCACCACCCCUUUCGAUUCCAACACAUGGUGGGUUACUGUCAUCUUGUGAUGUCCUGAUUUGUGUCCCAUCAGCAGAAAAGUCUGCCAGCUACAGCAACAGCCAACCACCUCCAUUUGGCUACAACUCCACAGCGAUGAUGAAAGGGAUCAUUACUAUAGCAGAGAAGGCAGCUACAAUUUUGAGCAGGACUAUCACAGUAGAGAUAAUAGUUGGGAGUGAGAAUAUCAUCAUUGGGAGCAAAGGCACAGAGACAAAGAGGAAGCAGGCAAAUACAAAUCAUGGUGGUAAGGCUUUUCCCAAUGGUAGGUUGGAGCUUCUAGCUGGGAUCAGGCCAAGGAACAUUAAAUUACGUAGGGGUAAACUGUGUUCCAAUCUGGCCUUUCUAUCUAUAAUUAUUUAGAAUGGACAAAGGCUGUAAUAGGUGUAGGAGGGAUGGCUGGAUCUCUCUACCACAUGUGGUAGACCUGCCCAAAGGUCCUUAUAGACCAAAAUAAUUAAAGAUAUUGGUUGGUUAUAGAAUCAAUUAUUGACUCUCAACCCCAGAUUGGUCCUGCUGUAUAUUUCAGAAAUGGAUACUGAGGUUUUAACACCCUAAGACUUAAGCCUAUUUCUCUUGGCAGUGGCUAAACUUAUGAUAGUAAAACAUUAGAGGUCACUAUCUAGGAAUUUCAUGUUAGAAUGGACAACUAUAAUAUCAAUUUGGUUUUAACUGAAUGUUUACAGACAAAUUUUAUACUAGGGCAAGAUUUAUUGAUUAUGCUUCCGUAAAGGAAUAGGCUUUGCCUGCCAGGCUUGCAUGGAUGUUUCUGGAAGCCCUCCUUGGCUUCACCUUUCCUGACUUAGGUUUGUUCUGACUUGGUUCAGCCAUUGGCCAUCCAUCUUUGGGGGAGGGUUGGGGCAGGAGCUCUUUUUGUAUACCCUUCCUAUCAUUGGAAUGCCCAUACCUGCUAAAACAAUGGAAGAAAUUUUAAAAUUGUUGGUUCUGGUGUUUUCACAUGGUUUGUGAUCAACUUUCCAACUGUUUACAUUUCUUGAAAGAACUGAGUUUAUGAUGAGGUUCCAGUAGGUAAAUAUUGUGACCUAUUUAUGAAACUGAAGAGAGAACUGUGUUUGAAACCUUUUUCUUGUUAGAAUAAGUCUCUUCUCCAAGUGACUAUUCCUCAUUCUUUCCUUUCAGUGAAGAUGAAAGGGAUGGUUACUAUAGCCAAGAAUGUAGUUAUGAUUUUGUGUGGGGCUUUCACAGUAGAGAGCAAGAAGACCAUCAUCGGGAGCAAAGGCACAGAGACAAAGAGGAAGCAGGCAAACACAAAUCAUGGUGGCAAGGGGUUUCCCAUUGGUAGUUUGGAGCCUCUAGCUGGGAUCAGGCCAAAUAGCAUUAAAUUAUAUAGGGUUAAACUGUGGUCCAGUCUGAUUCAUACUAAUAUAUAUUU
Messenger RNA from Podarcis muralis (Common wall lizard), 4796 nucleotides. The record is from RefSeq and is a predicted model, not a curated record. Lineage: Eukaryota; Metazoa; Chordata; Lepidosauria; Squamata; Lacertidae.